Molecule: messenger RNA, 888 nt
Organism: Jatropha curcas
Lineage: Eukaryota; Viridiplantae; Streptophyta; Magnoliopsida; Malpighiales; Euphorbiaceae
Source: RefSeq, a predicted model, not a curated record
UGUAUCUCUUGUUCUGGCCAACCCAAGCCCGCAUCCAAUAGCUGGCCCGCUUUUUCAAGCUCUGGACUCUCUUCCUGCAACGACGCUGUUUUAACAUUUUUUUUUUUUACUACCAUUCUACCAGGAAUUGAAACUUGAAAAGGAAGGCAAGAGAACGAAAGCAGCAGCAGCCUUGUCGUUCAUGAGAGGAGACCUGCUAACGAGAACUAGAAAGCUCGUCAAGGGCUUGGCCAAGGCCGAGCCUAUUUGGCUCAAGCCCAUGGAACAGGCACCGCCUGCGAUAUUUCCUGGGGCGGAUGGGAAAGUUCAGAAGAUUGGUCUACCUGAGGAUCCUUAUAAAAAUAAGUUCUUCAAGAAGCAUCCAGAUGCCAAACUUGAAGAUACUAUCAAGUUUUGUGGUUUUGAUCCCUCUCCAGCUCGCGUAUUUGGUAGGCGGGUGCUUGAAUUGAAAGAGCAAGGAGUUCCUGAGGAGGAAGCUAUGGCUUUAGCUAAUAUGGAAUGUGUGGAAGAGAGAAAGGCAAAAAAGAAGGCUUAUGCGCGGUUGAAACAAAUUGCUCAUAUUCAGCGCAAAAGACCUCCCCGUAAUCCAUAUGCUAGUGCCAUUAAAGAAAUACAAGCUGAGGAGAGGAAGUUUAUUCGUGACCGUUUGUUUAAUCCCUCUUCGCGGCAAAUUGUGAAGAGGCUGAAAGGAGAGAGGUUGGCUGAAAUCCAGGACAGACAAAGAGGGGGCUGGUAAUAUUGGAGCGGCUUUAUCUUUAGUUGAGUCAGAGAGUGACAAGAGAUACCAUAUUUUGUUUGAUACAAUUUGAAGUCUUCCAUAUCUAAUUCAGUUUAGAAUACUCUCAACCAGAAAUCAGUGGAAGUGAAUAUCACUAAAUUUGCUACAUA